This is a messenger RNA of Periconia digitata, 981 nucleotides long. The record is from the annotation of a GenBank genome assembly. Lineage: Eukaryota; Fungi; Ascomycota; Dothideomycetes; Pleosporales; Periconiaceae.
UCUUCAUGUUGCUCCUGUGAGAGACGCGCCAAGACUUCCAAAGAUCUUAGUCCCGCCUUCGGCCUGCCUGCCUCUCUCUCCAGACACUUGCCCAGCACACUCAACAUCCACCAGCCUCUCGAACCCACAAAACUCUACAAACCCACGGUCAUCAAGAUGGAGUCCAUCACCCAGCAAAAACCCGUCACAGUCAUCAUCGACAACCUCGGCAAAAGCAUCGCCUUCACAACUACCAAAGAUGCGCCUCUCAACACCAUCUAUGAGACCCUCUACGAACGCGCACCAUGGGUGCAAAACUCAUCCUACAUCCUCACAACAAAUUCGCGUCGGCUCGUCCGUCACGAGGGCUCCAUCGACACACUGUUGUCAUCGAACGAUGAUACUUUCCUGCCUCUCCGUCUCACAGUCCCGCUAUGCGGUGGCAAGGGUGGUUUCGGCUCCAUCCUGCGUGCACAGGGUGGCCGCAUGUCGUCGCGGAAGAAGAAGCAGGGCGAAGUGAACGGAUCCUCGCGUAACCUGGAUGGUCGACGUCUGCGUACCGUGGCGGAAGCGAAGACGCUCGCGGAGUACCUUGCCAUCAAGCCUGAGAUGGACAAGAAGGAGAAGGAAGAGCGGAAGCAGCGCUGGGAGGAUAUUGUUGCCAGCACUGAGCGGAAGCAGGAGGAACUGAUCAACGGUAGAGGCAUGGCGCGGUUGGACGGGCAGUGGGUGGAAGACAAGCAGGAAGCUGAGAACAAGACGAGGGAGGCUAUUGAGAAGAUGCUCAUGGCACAACGCUCGAGCUCGGAGGAGGAUGAUGAUGAUGAGAUCCCGGUAGCAGGACCGGUGAAACCGGUUAGCUCAUCCAAGCCGGCACAGCAGAAGGCCAUGUUCGGAUGGGACGAGGACGAUGAGUUCUUGAGUGACAGCGAUGAGGAAGAAGAGGUUUCGGAGGAGGAACAACCAGCCUACGAAGGGAAAGGGAAAGGGAAAGCUGCAUGA